AGUCAGAACGCCGCCGCGCCAUAUUUGCCGGCCGCCAUUUUAUUUGAGUUCACUUUCUUCGACUUUAUUCAAUUUUAUGUACAUUGUGCGUCUAAAAAUCAAUAAUUUGAUCUAUAAAACAUUUAAAUUGAAUAAACUUUUUUUAAAGUGUGGGAAUGAAAUUUUUGACUACUAGAUAUCUAUUCAUAAAGUUAUAAAACAGGAAACAUGUCACGAUACGGUGACUGUAAAGUGUAUGUGGGUGAUUUGGGAAAUAAUGCAAGUAAACCCGAGUUAGAAGAUGCUUUCUCAUAUUAUGGACCGUUGAGGAAUGUUUGGGUAGCACGGAAUCCGCCUGGUUUUGCUUUUGUUGAAUUUGAAGACCCUCGUGAUGCUGAAGAUGCCAUACGAGGCUUAGAUGGUCGAACAAUAUGUGGUCGCAGAGCACGUGUAGAAAUGUCCAAUGGAAGCAGAGGCUAUGGUGGCCGUGGACCUCCACCUCGUUCCCGUUUGCCACCACGUCCAUAUGAUGAUCGCUGCUAUGAUUGUGGUGACAGGGGUCACUAUGCCAGAGACUGUACACGUCGUCGCCGUCGCAGCCGGUCAAGGUCUCGCCGUCGCACAAGAUCGCGCUCGCCGCGGUCAGGCUCCAGGUCACGCAGUCGCAGCCGCUCGCGUUCUCGUUCCAAGGGACGCUCUAUGUCGCGCUCCAGGUCACGUUCACCAUCCAAAGAUUCAAAAAAAUCCAACUAAAUGUACUAGUACAUUGAACAAUCAGACACUCCAUUAUUUUUAAUAAUUUCUAAACAUAUUUGUAAGGAAUUACAUCUACUAAUGAGAUAUUUGCCAUUCCUUUGCAUUCAUUUUGUAAUAAUAGACACAGUGUAACAAUGGAUAUUGAUUUUGAAAUCAAUAAACUGUCAUUUUAAUAUUAGUAU
This is a messenger RNA of Achroia grisella, 917 nucleotides long. RefSeq names its product serine/arginine-rich splicing factor 7-like. The transcript is spliced from 4 exons. Bases 208 to 732 code for a protein of 174 amino acids. Lineage: Eukaryota; Metazoa; Arthropoda; Insecta; Lepidoptera; Pyralidae. Gene Ontology annotation, molecular function: zinc ion binding; RNA binding. The record is from RefSeq and is a predicted model, not a curated record. Gene Ontology annotation, cellular component: nuclear speck. Gene Ontology annotation, biological process: mRNA splicing, via spliceosome.